AGACUUGACUUUAAUCCAUUGAUUAAUCCGUUGGGGAUCAAUUGAGGACAUAAAUGCAGCCCUUUGCUGUUCGGUGUUACAGGUUGUGACGCUGCUUCCCAUGGACGAGACGAACUGCUGGUUCCUCUGCGCGAUGUCGUCCCUGUGGUGGGACCAGUGGCCCUUACUGGCCACAAACGGGUCCGACCUCCCAGACAACAGCAGCUGCUUCAGCUCCACCAGGAGCACCGUCCUCAAGGGAAUCCCCUUCGGAGGAAUCCCAGUGGUGCUGAUGCUCGAUUUCUGUGUCUUUUUGGUGCUGCUGGUUGUCUUCUCCGUCAUCAGGAGGAAGUUUUGGGACUACGGGCGUCUGGCAUUGGUGGCAGACAACGUGGGGUUCACCGAGUCAACACACCGUCGCUACGGGCGCAUGUCGUCCAGCGUGGACGACGUGGAGAACGAAUUGGGAUUCUGCUCCUGGCUGCCUUUCAUCGUCCGAAUGGAUGAGGCGAAGAUUAAAGCCAGAUGUGGCAUGGAUGCUGUUCACUACCUGUCCUUCCAGCGGCAUCUGAUCGUCCUGCUGUCGGUCAUAACUGUCACCUCCCUCGCCGUCAUCCUGCCCGUCAACUUGUCUGGAGACCUGCUGGAUAAUAAUCCACAGAGUUUCGGAAGGACAACCAUUGGGAAUCUUCAAAACGGAAACGACCUGUUGUGGCUGCACACGGUGUUUGCGGCUCUGCACCUGAUCCUCACGCUCGUUCUGCUGCGACGUCACACCUCACAGAUGAAAGGCAUCCGCAGAGAGACGACCAGAAACACGCUGUUUGUGUGUUCGGUCCCCAAAGCGGCCACAGAGGAAGCUGUAAAAACCCAUUUCUCGGAGGCGUACCCGUCCUGCAAAGUGUGCGCUGUGACGCUGGGCUACGACGUGGCCAAGCUCAUGCACCUCGAUAAGGAACGGAUGCGAGCAGGAAAGAACCUGUGCUACUACGAGCAGGCCCUGAGGAAGACCGGCAAACGGGAAGCCUUCAUCCCCCGCUUGUGUGGUCAACUCUGCUGCUGCUGCUGCUCCCCGGGUGAUGCCCUCCAGUACUACAGCACUAAAGAGAAGCUGCUGGAGCAGGUGAGGGAGCAGACGGAGCUGGUGCCCCAGCGGCCCCUGGGCAUGGCCUUCGUCACCCUGCAGACCGAGGCCAUGGCCAAGUACAUUCUGAAAGACUUCAACGCACUCGAGUGCGGCGGCUCAAGCUGCUGCUGCGGGAGACCUCCGCAGCCGUCGCAGGAGAGCGACGCUCUGAAAGUGAGCAAGUGGAGCGUCAGCUUCGCACCCCACCCGAAAAACGUGUAUUGGGCCAAUCUGUCAGUGGGAGGCUUCACCUGGUUCAUGCGCUACCUGAUGCUCAACUUCUUCCUCUUCUUCCUGCUGACCUUCCUCACCACUCCGUCCAUCAUCAUCAGCACCAUGGACAGGUUCAACGUGACGAUGCCGAUCAACUAUCUCAACAGCCCCAUCGUCAGCCAGUUCUUCCCCACCCUGCUGCUGUGGUCCUUCUCUGCGCUGCUGCCGACCAUAGUUUACUAUUCCACCAUUGGAGAGGCCCACUGGAGCAGGUCCAGUGAGCAGCUCAGCAUGCUGCGUAAACUCUACUUCUUCCUGCUGUUCAUGGUGCUGAUCCUCCCCUCGCUGGGACUCACCAGUCUUGCAGUGUUUUUCCGCUGGCUGUUUGAUAAAGAGUUUCUCUCAGGUGGGAAACUGAAGUUUGAGUGCGUGUUCUUACCUGACCAGGGAGCGUUUUUCGUCAACUACGUGAUCACAGCGGCGCUGGUGGGCUCUGGGAUGGAGCUGCUACGGUUGCCUGGGUUACUGCUUUACACCAUCCGGAUGGCGUUCGCCCGCUCGGCCGCUGAAAGGAAAUAUGUGAAACAGAAUCAGGCCUAUGAGUUUGAAUACGGCGCCAUGUACGGCUGGUCCCUCUGCGUCUUCUCCGUCAUCAUGGCCUACAGCAUCAUCUGUCCUGUCAUUGUGCCGUUCGGUCUCCUGUACAUGAUGCUGAAGCACCUGGUGGACAAACACAACCUGUACUUUGCCUACCUGCCUGCUCGCAUCGACCGCCAGGUGCACCUGGGAGCUGUCAAUCAGGCUGUGGGCGCGCCCAUCAUCUGCCUCAUAUGGCUCUACUUCUUCUCUGUCCUCCGCGCAGGGUUCUGGACCGCCACGUCUCUCUUCACGCUGGUGGUCCUGUGUGUGACCGUCUUCAUCUGCCUCGGCUACACCUGCUUUGGCCACUUCAAGUACCUCAGUCCGCACAACUACGCGGUGAAGGAGGAGGACGAGGACGAGGCGGAGGGAGUGGAAGAAAACGCCAUGUUACAGGUCUACCUGCCCCGAGUGCUCAACCCCAAAUCACCUGCCAGCGCGCAACAGGGUUCUGAACCUCUGCAGGGUUACGGCUCCACGGAGGUCAGCCCGGCCCACAGCCCGGUCCGGAGCCCGACCCGCUGCUCCGACCCGGUGACGGACAGCGAGCCGGACGGCUGAGUCAGCGCUCAGCGUUUUUUUUUCUUCUUUUUUUCCCUUUUAAUGACGAGUCCAGGUUCUGAAGUCGCGACGCCACAAAACUUCUGACCGCAAGUCUCCUUCAUGCAAGAACCGGUCCGCUCCCACGGGGCCGGUACCAGUGAGCCGGGAGAACUUGCCGUCUUUACAAAUUGAAUUUUUCUCUUUGGCAUGAACACAUUUAAUCUGCCGUCAUCAACAACUGCUGUAAGUAUUUGUCAUUCCACUAAUUUGAAGCAACUUCACAUUUAUUAUCCUGUUUGAAAUAUAAACCAAUAGGAUUCUAGAUGCGUAAAUUCGUCCAAACGACAUCAGCAAUAAUUGAUUGAUUAAUUGUCUGUCGAUAUCGACAGACGAUAUCAAAAAUAACAUUUCAAAAAGCAAAAGGCCGUUCUUGCCUAAUUCUUCUGGAUUGAUACGAGUUAAAUAUCAAUCGCCUCUCACAGGAAUGACGGGAAAUAGGAAUAGGAAUUUAUUUAAUAUUCUGAUCACUUUUUGCACGUGUUAAGCAUAUUACACACAUCCUGAAUCUGAAAUGCAUCUUUUAUUUUCUGUCUAUGUCUCUCGCCAAUUCUCCAAGGGUUCUUUUUGCAUGAAACUCGCCAUUUCAAACAAGCCAAAAUGUUGGAUUCCAACACUUGGAAUCUAUUAUUUGCACAUGCUGAAGCUUAUUAUGCAAGUUGCACCAACAACCAACACUGACGCCAAAGAGGCCUGCAGAGCUUUCUGUUCUAGUCUAGAUUUCUUCACCGGGCCUUUUUGUGACGCUUUUAGAGGACGAAACCUGCCAUGGGAAUAAUCAACAUUGCCUUAUGUUCAUUAUGCACUUUCUAUAUCAAGAGAGGCCUGUUUUGUGUCUGCUAACUCGAUCAGUAUUGCUUGAAUUAUGCAACCAAAACCUUUUGUUAAGAGACACAAUUUUAUAAUAUUGUUUAAGAUGAGACAAUGUUUCAACAAUGAAUGAAUGUCUGAAACAGGUCAAUGUUUAUUUCUAUUCGAUGUUACGUUUUUGGAGCUUUUUUUAAAUGGAACUAGAUUUUAAACAUCAACUUGUAUCUGUACAGUGCUGGACAAUGUCUUCAGAUGUGGUAUGUUAAGCUUUGUACACGGUCAUCUAAAUGUUUAAACCGUGCAGCUUUCCAACGCAAACAAGAACAACUUCGCGGUCAUGAGCGCGUCUCGCCAGCUGGAGGCGCCGUGGAGCUGCAGUCGGGUUGUAAAACCAGAGAAGGGGGAAAAGGACAAAUGCACAGUGUCAUUGAGGACUUGUAACUCAUUCUGACUUUGGUUCGAGGCCGUUUCCUCCGCCUCCUCACCUGAUCCUUCACCAUUGUCUCGCUUGUCGUUUGCUUCCUCUUUGCUUUGCCCUUUUCCCCUUUCUCACCACCUAACUGCCCCAGCUGAUCACAACCUCUAUUGUACUUGUACGGCCUUUGAGAGUUCUGUUGUGACUACUUGUUAAAAAGGGGUAAUGAAGUGCUAAGCUAACAUAUGCAGGUUAUUAGCGGUGUGAACCGUUGGAUGAGGAUCAGGACGCCGAUGGAGCUUAACAACAGUUCUCGAAAAUAAAGAUCAGGAACUGUUGAAAGACUCAUUUUUAUUGUUUAACAGUCACAUUUUUCUCUUUAGUUUUUGUUAUUCUACAUAAAAGUCCCAAUGUGCCUCUUGAGCUGCUGCUAAUGAGACGUUGAGUCGCUGGACACAUAGAAAGUCUCUCAUUUCAACCUUUUCCAUAUUGAUUAACAUUUCUAUAACAUCUGUAUGAACAGAGUUUAUUGGCCGCGCGUUUCCCUCUGAUGUCGGACAAAGAUGAAGCAUUGCAAAACAGAACGUCUCAACUAUUUCAUGUUGCUGCGUGUGUGAGAUUAAGCAACAAAAAUAUUGCCCUCCGUGCCGAAUGAUCUCCAGCGUGUCGAAAGAAAUAAAUCCCACAAUUUA
Messenger RNA from Gasterosteus aculeatus aculeatus (three-spined stickleback), 4474 nucleotides. Lineage: Eukaryota; Metazoa; Chordata; Actinopteri; Perciformes; Gasterosteidae. The record is from RefSeq and is a predicted model, not a curated record.